AUGGGUUGGGCUAUCGACGCCAAGGUUACUACCACUACUAAUUGCGAUAAUUAUACUGAACGCAGCGGAAGCGAACGGGAUAAUCGUGUUGACAACAGACAGAGAAUCAUCCACAACCGCAAUGAAAAGGAUGAGCAACGAAUUGAUUCGAUUAUCGCUCAAACUACACAAGAACAUAACGAGCACAUGUCGCGUAUAUUUGGUUUGGCAACGAAACUGUCCCAGGGAAAAUGA
This is a messenger RNA of Caenorhabditis elegans, 234 nucleotides long. RefSeq names its product Transposase (gene F09C6.11). NCBI's taxonomy places the organism in Eukaryota, Metazoa, Nematoda, Chromadorea, Rhabditida, Rhabditidae. The transcript has 3 exons. The record is from RefSeq and is marked reviewed. Bases 1 to 234 code for a protein of 77 amino acids.